Octopus sinensis (East Asian common octopus) is the source of this 2321-nucleotide messenger RNA. RefSeq names its product syntaxin-7. NCBI's taxonomy places the organism in Eukaryota, Metazoa, Mollusca, Cephalopoda, Octopoda, Octopodidae. The coding region runs from base 470 to 1336 and encodes 288 amino acids. Gene Ontology annotation, molecular function: SNARE binding; SNAP receptor activity. The transcript is spliced from 12 exons. Gene Ontology annotation, cellular component: membrane; SNARE complex; synaptic vesicle. Gene Ontology annotation, biological process: intracellular protein transport; vesicle fusion; vesicle-mediated transport. The record is from RefSeq and is a predicted model, not a curated record.
AAAUCUGUGAACUAUUUUAGUUGCAACCAGCCUUAAACGACGAAGAACUGGGCGUGACACACACACACAGAUACAUAUACAAACAUAAAUGAAUAUAUGUUUGUAUAUAUACACACUGCUUCCAAAAGACUGGGUAUAAAUAUAUACAAGCGACAGUGGUGAAUAUAUACAUAGAAAGAUAGGUAUGUGUAUAUAUUUAUACACAUACUGCCUGCAGUAAGAGUGACGGAUGUAUACAUAAAUGUAUAUAAGGAUAUGCUGAUGUGUAUAUUCUGAUACUGCUGAAGAAUAAUCUGAUUUCCUUGCCAAACAUACACAUCUGCUGGACAUCUAGCAGAACCCCCUACAUCUGGUGAACACAUAGAGGACCCUUAUAUCCAGUACACAUCUGGUGAGCAUCUAGCAGGUAUCAUUCAUAGCAGAGAGGCAUCCAGCAAGGUUUCUUCAUCCCGCGUGGUGUUGACCAGUCAUGGCAUCGUACGGGCAACUUGGCAAUGAUCGAGGCUAUUCCUCAUACCAGUCGGGUGGACAAAGCUACAGCCACAGUGAGAAUGAGAAUGAGUUUGCCAGGCUCUCCAAAUCCGUCAGCAACAACAUACAGAAAAUUGUCAAAAAUGUUGCUGAACUACAAAGAAUGGUUCAACAUAUUGGAACUGCAAAAGAUUCUACAGAUUUACGAGACAAACUGCAUGAGAUCCAACAUUACACCAACCAACUGGCAAAAGAAACAACUUCUUACCUCAAAGAACUGGCUCACUUCCCGCAACCAGCCUCUGCAUCUGACCAGCGUCAGCGUAAGAUGCAGAAUGAACGACUGCGUUCCGAGUUCAGCGAUGCUUUGAAUAAUUUCCAGACAGUGCAGAGAACUGCGGCCGAGAAGGAGCGAGCCAGUGUGCACCGGGCUCGCGCCCAUUCCGGUUAUGGGCCCAUGGAUUUUGCUGAAGAGAAGAGCAGUGAUGAUCAUCUGGUUAAUGUUGGAGGGUUCUCUCAAACAAAGCAGGUGUUACAGAUGGAAGAAGAUGUGGACCUACAAUUGAUCCAAGAACGAGAAGAGGCAAUAGUGAAACUAGAGAGUGAUAUUCGAGAUGUGAACCAAAUAUUUAAAGAACUUGGAGUCAUGGUGCAUGAACAAGGAGAAGGAAUAGACAGCAUUGAAGCAAACGUUGUAAGUGCUGAGAUCAGCAUAGAAGAAGGCGUUGUACAGUUAAGCAAAGCAAAAGAAUACCAAACCAAAGUUCGAAAGAAAAAAUGUUGUAUUCUCGUAACAGUAGUUGUUAUUGUUGUUCUCAUUGGUGUCAUUUUGGCCAUUUAUUAUGGAGCAACAUCCAGCAAUUAGAAACGCUCCCGGAGGAACAUGUGUGUAAUUCUGUUGGUGGUAUUGGCCAUAGUGGUGUUACUGUCUCUGAUUAUAUGGGCUGCAUCCAGCUGAAUAACGACAUGAUUGGUUGAUUGAUGGCUCCUUGAACAAGGAGACAACGGAUGAGAAUUAUAAAUCAGAGGAAAGACAAAUUUGCAAGAAAAAUACGUAAUAAUACUUUAAUAAAAAAAAAAAAAGAAAUCGAAACAGGAAAUAAGGAGUUUACCCACCACCACCACCACUACUACUACUGUUACUACUACUACUACUACUCACACUGCUACAACUACUACCACCUUUUUACUUGUUUUUUUUUUCUCAUCUCUUUUGCUUCUUCAAACUGAUAUUAUGUUGUUAUGUUCCCUGUUGCUCCAGCUGGACGGAUCACCCGGUCGGAGUGUCAGUUAGUCCAUUGUUGAAUUAACCGUGGCAGUGGCUCCCCGUGUGGUGCCACCCUUGCCUUUUUUUUCUCUCUCUCUCUCCUGUAACUGCAUUUACUAUUGGAAAGCGUGUUCGAAACGGCUGUAGUGGCAACAACAAGAACAACUACUACAACAAUAAUACCAAUAGCAACAACAACAGCAACAACCCCAGCAACAACAAAAACACAUUUACUAUUGGAAAACGUGUUCGAAACAGCUGUAGUGGCAACAACAAGAACAACUACUACAACAAUAAUACCAAUAGCAACAACAACAGCAACAACCCCAGCAACAACAAAAACACAUUUACUAUUGGAAAACGUGUUCGAAACAGCUGUAGUGGCAACAACAAGAACAACUACUACAACAAUAAUACCAAUAGCAACAACAACAACAACAGCCACUCCAGCAACAACAAAAACAAUAAUAAUGGUAACAACAGUAGCAAUAACUAUGGUGACCACCACCACAGCAGACAUAUCAUGUAACUGUUUCCCUUUGGUUUUUGGGUUUUUUUUUUGUCAUUUUCUCUAAAUUUGUUU